AUGAUUCAAGAUGAUGAGCCUGUGAAAGCUCCAACUUCUUCAUCUACACCUGAUGGUCUCGCUGGCCAGGUCUAUGGACUUCUUCAAAGCAUACAAAACAGCCUCAAAUGGAAAGAAAGAGAUGCAGAGGAUGCUACAGAUUCCAGCCGACCGCAUCAUCGAGGUAAACGUUUCAUCUCUUAUGAGAGAUACCUGGAGAUGAUGGUGGUUGCCGAUCAUAAGAUGGUGGAACAUCAUGGAAGAGGAGUUCAACUCUAUGUCUUGACGUUGGUUGCAGUGGUCAGCAAGAUAUUUCGUGAUCCCAGUAUAGGCAAUGCCAUCAAUGUUACAUUAGUGGAGCUCAGAAUACUACAAAGUGUGAAUGAUGGACCUCACAUUUCCUCCAAUGCUCCUGCGACCCUCAAGAACUUCUGCACCUGGCAACAGCAGCAGAACCAGGCGGAGGACAGUCAUCCUCAUCACUACGACACUGCCAUCCUCCUCACCAGGUAUGUUAUACAUUGUAAUAGAACAACUACCCUGUGAAGACAAAGUUCUUCUGGAUAGGAUUCUUGUCUGAAAACAAUCUUCUGGAGCACAUCUCAACCAGAGGAGAGCCUCCUGAAAAAUUGUUUGAGGAAAAUUGGCCAGUCCCUGGAUUUCUUGUCUCAAUAGGGGAGUUGUCCUCAAAACAGAUACAGAUCUUUAUUAAGGCUUUGUUUUCAUGAGAAAUAUAACCAUCAGUGAAUUAUAGAUAGAAGACAUUGGAUACUGAAAUUGACUCCUUUGAGACUGAAUCUUUCAUAAGAUUAUGGUUUCUGUUGGUGUCUUAGAGUUCAAUGCCUUGAUGAAUUCAUCUGUUGUCACAUGAUUCUGUGAUGUCUUUGUGAUGUGGAGCAAAUCAUGAAAGCUAUUUGCAUUAAAUGUAUUAAUGACAUGUUGUGCAUCGUAUAGGGAUGAUUGUAAGUAUUUAUAUAUAUGUUUGGUUAUGAAGUCAUGAAAUCAAUGUUUACUUUAGUGUUAACCCAUUGCCAACUCAAUCAGAGUGGUCCCUGUAUUAAGCCUAUACAGAUGACAGACUUUUGAUAAAGUUCUGCAUGUGUUCAAGAGUCCUGUAAGGAUACCAAUAGCUGGAAAGUCAAGAAGAUAAUUAGGACACUUGUGGAGUGGGCAGUCAUAAAACACUUGAAGACACCAGAUAGGAAUGUGUGAAUGAUGACACUUUGAAAUGAAUGAAGGUGAAGGGUCAGGGCUAUUGCUGCAGACACUGAAGAGCGAUGAGUUAUUUUGAAUUGACUGUCGGUGAAAAUUGAUACAAGUUGUAAGUAAGAAGUCUAGGUGAGACUUGAAAUAGGGAAUGUUUCAUCUAUUGUGUGAUGCUUGCCUAUGUAAAAUACAUUAGAACCCAUAAUAUAAUCAUGAGAGAGUCAGAAAUGAAAAAAAUAGAGUUUCAAAUUGCACAAUUAUAUUGUUAUUCCUGAGAACUUUGUUUUAUUUGACUGGAAUUAAAAGGUAAAAGUUAACACAAAGCAGGACAUAAUACAAUCCUAGAAAAUUAUCAAAAUCAAAUCUCGGUCAAAAGAGCAUAACAUUAGAUUUUCAAAAUGGUAUUAAUGUAGAGAAUCUCCUUCUUGCCAGAAUGUAAAGUGUUUUUUCAGUUCAAGAUUUUUGAAUGUUCAGAGGUCUGUAACAUACCAUAGGAUACAUGCAAUUUUCUUCUAAGCUCUUCGCGUCAUACCUUCUCCUAUAAUGUCUUUGUGGAUUGAUACCUGUUUAAUCUUUGUCAAAUACCGUGGCACCAAGGCAUCAUGGAUGCCAGACAGUAUCCGUGAUAGAGAGAACCGGUGCCGUGGCACAAAGUACUAAUUGCAUUAUAACGUGCAUAUGUUAUUCACCUGAAGAUGAACUUGAAGAUGAACGAGUCUGAUUGAAUUUCCCUGUGGCACCGACAAGACAUUAGCGCGCCUGUCAUCAGGGCUUACUCAUGCAUGCAGCGAUCGUCUGCCUUAGUGUGUGACUAGCCAGGAAUGUGACAAAGGUGUUGCCGCCACCGUCGCGUCUUGGCCAGACCAUCAGGUUGAGAAAUGAGAAUGAAUAUUACUUGGAAGAGCUGUUUGACUUUUCCCUUCUUACAUCUAAUGAUGGACUAUUGAAACUGAACUUGAUUAUGUCUGCACAUUAAUCUUCAAGUGACAUCAGUCUUGCUGUCAGUGGGCUGGUGAUCAUUGAAUUUUGUUUUAGGUCUUUGCUUCAUCUGAACUUGCCUCAGAGAACAUUAAACGUAUCUUCCAGUACUGGAAAUGAUCGUAAAAUGAAUUAGAGUGUACUUCCAGUAAAAUGACCAUGAAGUCUUUGAAUUUAUGAAUAAUAUGUUACCAAACUAUUCUAGUAGAAGAUGAGCACAUUAGUUGUGAGAAAUAAGCAAAAUAAGCUUUUCAAUUUAAUAUCAGAUUUACAUUCAAGCAAUGUAAAUACAGUGCUUAUUGCUUUAUACCUGUAUUGUUGAUUUCCUGUGUACGCUGUUUUAAUUAAGCUUAUAACCAUUUCACAGCUUUGAAUGACUUGUAAAUAUCUUCCUACUGGUAUUGAUUCAUCAUUUACAUGUUAUCAAAAGUCAGAAGAAAUGCUAGUUUUAUUGAAAAUAAUCAAGCUGCAUUACUAUUGUAAAGAUUCCAUAAUUUUUUUACUGUGAUUGAUAGUCAUGCAGGAGAUUUGGUAGCGUUUUCAACGGUUGCUGUUUUACCCUCUUUGUACUGCAUUUAACAAAAUGUAGCAGGUGUAUUUGUCCAAUUGUCUUGUGGUUUCUUAGUAUUUAAUGCCGUUUUUUGUCACAAAGAAGCUGCUGACCUGUUACAGGUUAACCAGAUAGGUGAUAACUGAUUGAUUAAUUUGUAGGAGUAAAUAGGUAAUUAGCACCCACCAUCAAGAUUAAUGAACUAGGUACACAGUAUAAGUAUGGAUAAUGCGGCAACGGAAGGUGUGAAUGAUGACUCUGGUUUUGAAUUCCAGGAUAUCAUUACCUUCUUAUUAAAUCCAUUGCUCAUUGUUGAGGUGACUCACUCUAUGAUCCCUGGACCACAAAUAUUUGUUUAUUUGAAUCUUGAAGUAACAAAAAUGCAGCUGGGAAUAUAGAGAUGUUGAUUUAAGAAAAGGAAAUUUAGAUUGGUGAUUGGAUUAAUUAACUUUAAUUUCAUUCUUUAAAUCUAUUUCACUGAUUUCGCUAUAAAGUGCAAAAUGUAAAUGUAUGAAAUAUUAGUUUUGAUCUUUAGAAUGCGUGGGGAUUCUUUUCUCAAUUUCAUUUUGAUAUUUUUCUUGAAGGCAUCUUUCUGCAAUAGUGUAUUUUUAUACCUUCAAACCCUCUGGUCCUUUGCGUUCUGUUGACCUUUGACCUUUAUUCCAUCCUACAUUUGUCAACACAAUGGAGAUAAAAUCUGUAAGCUCAUUUUGGAAAGGGGAAACUAUUGAGUUUAUUUUCUAACGUGGAUGAAUUUCUGUAAUUGUUCAAAGUUUUGGAAACAACAUACCUGGAAUUUAAUCCAAACCAUAUUUUUUUUAAUGAACCCCAUUGCUCUUUCUUACUCAUGCCUGGGAGAUAUAUUGGUUCUGUUUUUGCUACAGAGAUUGUUUAUGUCCAAUACAUGUUGGCCUGCUGAUGUUCUUGAGUAACCCUUUCCUUUGGCUUUACUUGUAACCAUGGUAACUGCACAUCUUCAUACCACCAGUGAACCGAUAAACAGGUUCAUUUGGUGCCCUGACCGCUGUCCUACUUUUGAUUUCUACACAUCGUCUUGGUGGUGAGGGCCUUUGAGCUGACGUUCGUUUUGUCCAUCCCUCUGCCCUGUCACGGUGAUGUAGGACGGUGAUGUAGGACGAGGCACUGCCUCGGAGGGAACAUUCCUUCACAUUAGGGCUCUAGGUAAUAUUGAACAAUCCAAUAGGGAAAAUUCAAAAGGAAUUUUUCUCUAUUCAGUCCAAUGCAAACAGGAAACUUAUCCCAGUACAGCUCUUAAUCGCCUCCAAUGAAUAAAGCCAAGAUUGUAUUGUGCCUACUAAAGGGUGUGAUUCAAUACAUCAUUAUCCCUAGCAAAGUACACAAUCUUGUGAUUGAUAAUUUUACUUGAUUUUUCUGAUAAUCAUUUUAAAAAAGACCAAUGUAUGCCCAUCCGUCAAUUAUGUAUCCCUCUGAUACCUCUGAGUCUUUGGAUAAUUUCAUUGUUGCAGUUCUAAAGAUAAUAUUUAUAUCAAUAUAGAAAAGAACUGUCAGAAUAUUUUUUGAAGAUUUAUUGUGCUAUUUGAAGAGCAUCGUGAAUGAAUGUGCCAAUCUGUCUUGAGUGAUUUUAUUGGAAUCCAGCUUAUUACAUCAAGUUGAUAUUGAUAUCCUGGAUAAUUGUUUUGAGUUACCAGAUAUGUAUCAUUAACCAAGCGAAGAGAUAGAGUAGUAGUAGAAAAGUGUGAGAUAUGUAGGCCUAUGUAUUUGUAGACUGAUCGAUUCAUCUUUCUGUCUAGUUUCUAUCUAUCUAUUUAUCUAUCCAUCUAUCUAUCUAUCUAUCUAUCUAUCUAUCUAUCUAUCUAUCUAUCUAUCUAUCUAUCUAUCUAUCUAUCUAUCUAUCUAUCUAUCUAUCUAUCUAUCUAUCUAUCUAUCUAUCUAUCUAUCUAUCUAUCUAUCUAUCUAUCUAUCUAUCUAUCUAUCUAUCUAUCUAUCUAUCUAUCUAUCUAUCUAUCUAUCUAUCUAUCUAUCUAUCUAUCUAUCUAUCUAUCUAUCUGUAUUGAUAGAUAGACUGGAGAGAUUGAUGAGAAAGAGAGACAUAUAGACAGAGAAAUGAAAGAAAUAAUUAUAUUUGUGUUCAAUGUAUGAAUAUUUCUUUAAAAAUAGUGUGGGAAGAGCCCACCCAAGCCAUGAGGCAGGCUCAUUCAGCUUUUU
Molecule: messenger RNA, 4900 nt
Organism: Lytechinus pictus (painted urchin)
Lineage: Eukaryota; Metazoa; Echinodermata; Echinoidea; Temnopleuroida; Toxopneustidae
Product: A disintegrin and metalloproteinase with thrombospondin motifs 1-like
Exons: 5
Coding region: 1-525 (174 amino acids)
Biological process (GO): extracellular matrix organization; proteolysis
Cellular component (GO): extracellular matrix
Molecular function (GO): metalloendopeptidase activity
Source: RefSeq, a predicted model, not a curated record